Messenger RNA from Balaenoptera musculus (blue whale), 5064 nucleotides. It is a transcript of the gene UHRF2, whose product is annotated as ubiquitin like with PHD and ring finger domains 2. Bases 324 to 2732 code for a protein of 802 amino acids. The record is from RefSeq and is a predicted model, not a curated record. Gene Ontology annotation, biological process: protein ubiquitination; negative regulation of gene expression via chromosomal CpG island methylation. The transcript is spliced from 16 exons. Gene Ontology annotation, molecular function: protein binding; ubiquitin protein ligase activity. Lineage: Eukaryota; Metazoa; Chordata; Mammalia; Artiodactyla; Balaenopteridae.
AGCUAGAGCUCUAUAAGUAAACACUCCGCGCGGUGCAGACAAGGCUGUUUCCUAUUUGUGAGGCGGGGGCUGCGAGAGCAGCCGCGCUUCCGACUGGUUCCGGUUUCCUUCCUUCCUCAGCUCUCUUAGGUGGGCUCGCGGUCUAGCAUUCGCCGCCGCCUGUCGGGCCCGGCGUCUGGUCGGUCUUCCUCGCUUGUGCGCGCGCUCGCCCGCCGGCCGCGGAGAACCAGAGCAGCCGGAGAAGCGGCGCGGGCCGGGCGGGGCGCGGCGCCCGGAGCGCAGGGGGAGACAAAGCGAAGCCGGCCCCUUCUCCCGGCGCCGAGAUGUGGAUCCAGGUUCGCACCAUCGACGGCUCCCAGACGCGCACCAUUGAGGACGUGUCUCGGAAAGCCACAAUUGAGGAGCUGCGCGAACGGGUGUGGGCGCUGUUCGACGUGCGGCCCGAGUGCCAGCGCCUCUUCUACCGGGGCAAACAGUUAGAAAAUGGAUAUACUUUAUUUGAUUAUGAUGUUGGACUGAAUGAUAUAAUUCAGCUGCUAGUUCGUCCAGACCCUGACCUUCCUAGCACAUCUAAACAGACUGAUGUACAGGCCAAACCCUGUUCUAAGAGUCCACCUAAAGUAAAGAAAACCCCAAGGGUGGGACCUUCCGGUCAGCCGUCUACAUCAACUCAUGAUUUUCUUAUUGAUCCUGGCAUUGGACUAUACAAGGUAAAUGAAUUGGUGGAUGCCAGAGAUGUUGCCCUUGGUGCUUGGUUUGAAGCACGUAUACAUAGUGUUACUAGAGCUUCUGAUGGACACUCACGUGGCAAAACUCCACUGAAGAAUGGCAGUUCUUAUAAAAGGACUAAUGGAAAUAUAAAUCAUAAUUCCAAAGAGAACACAAAUAAAUUGGACCAUGUACCCUCUACGUCUAAUUCAGACUCUGUUGCUGCUGAUGAAGACGUUAUUUAUCGUAUCGAGUAUGAUGAAUAUCCGGAAAGUGGUACUGUAGAAAUAAAUGUAAAGGAUCUUCGACCACGAGCUAGAACCACUUUGAAAUGGAACGAACUAAAUGUCGGUGAUGUGGUAAUGGUUAAUUACAAUGUAGAAAGUCCUAGUAAUAGAGGAUUUUGGUUUGAUGCAGAAAUUACCACACUGAAGACAAUCUCAAGGACCAAAAAAGAACUUCGUGUGACUGUUUUCUUGGGGGGUUCUGAAGGAAAAUUAAAUGACUGUCAGAUAAGAUUCAUAAAUGAAAUCUUCAAGAUCGAGAAACCUGGAGCCCAUCCUCUUUCAUUGGCAGAUGGAAAGUUUUUAAGGAAAAAUGACCCUGAAUGUGACUUUUGUGGUGGAGACCCAAAUAAGAAAUGCCGUUCUUGCUCCUGUCAUAUAUGUGGUGGAAAACAGGAACCCAACAUGCAAGUUCUAUGUGAUGAAUGUAACAUGGCCUAUCAUAUUUACUGCCUGAAUCCUCCUUUGGAUAAGGUCCCUGAAGAGGAAUACUGGUAUUGUCCUUCCUGUAAAACUGAUUCUAGUGAAGUUGUAAAGGCUGGUGAAAGACUCAAGAUGAGUAAAAAGAAAGCAAAGAUGCCAUCAGCUAGUACUGAAAGCCGAAGAGACUGGGGCAGGGGAAUGGCCUGUGUUGGUCGCACUAGAGAAUGUACUAUUGUUCCUUCUAAUCAUUAUGGACCUAUUCCUGGAAUUCCUGUUGGAUCGACUUGGAGAUUUAGAGUUCAGGUGAGCGAAGCGGGUGUCCAUAGACCCCAUGUUGGUGGAAUUCAUGGUCGAAGUAAUGAUGGCGCUUACUCUCUUGUCCUGGCUGGUGGAUUUGCGGAUGAAGUAGACCGAGGUGAUGAAUUCACAUACACUGGGAGUGGUGGUAAAAAUCUUGCUGGUAAUAAAAGAAUUGGUGCACCAUCGGCUGAUCAAACAUUAACAAACAUGAACAGGGCAUUGGCCCUAAACUGUGAUGCUCCAUUGGAUGAUAAAAUUGGAGCAGAGUCUCGGAAUUGGAGAGCUGGUAAGCCAGUCAGAGUGAUACGCAGUUUUAAAGGGAGGAAGAUCAGCAAAUAUGCUCCUGAAGAAGGCAACAGAUAUGAUGGCAUUUAUAAGGUGGUGAAAUACUGGCCAGAGAUUUCAUCAAGCCAUGGAUUCUUGGUUUGGCGCUAUCUUUUAAGGAGAGAUGAUGUUGAACCUGCUCCUUGGACCUCAGAAGGAAUAGAACGGUCAAGGAGACUAUGUCUACGUUUGCAGUAUCCAGUAGGUUACCCUUCAGAUAAGGAAGGGAAGAAGACUAAAGGACAGUCAAAGAAGGCCAGUGGAGCCUCAAAAAGGCCAUCUACAGAUGAUGAUUGUCCAAGUGCCUCCAAAGUACUGAAAGCAUCAGAUUCAGGAGAAGCAGUUGAGGCUUUCCAACUAACCCCUCAACAACAACAUCUAAUCAGAGAAGAUCAUCAAAACCAGAAGCUAUGGGAUGAAGUUCUUGCAUCUCUUGUGGAAGGACCAAAUUUUCUGAAAAAAUUGGAACAAUCUUUUAUGUGUGUCUGCUGCCAGGAGCUAGUUUACCAGCCUGUGACAACAGAUUGCCUCCACAAUGUCUGUAAAGAUUGCUUACAGCGCUCCUUUAAGGCUCAAGUGUUCUCCUGCCCUGCUUGCCGGCACGAUCUUGGCCAGAAUUACAUCAUGAUUCCCAAUGAGGUUCUGCAGACUCUACUUGACCUUUUCUUCCCUGGCUACAGCAAAGGACGAUGAUCUGUCUACUUCUACUGUGUUGCUCCCUGUGGCUUUUUGGACAAUAAAGAAUCUAAAAUGGUUGGGGUGGGGGUGGGGGGUGGAAGCAGUGGUGGACCAUAUCUCUCACGUUCUGAAGCAGCUAAUCCUCUUUCCUACGUAGCCAUCAUCUUGUGUGUGUAGUAAGAGGCCCAUUUCUCAACUGUCUUUUAAAUAUCAAAAGGUAGUUCUUGUCAGUUUAACAACUAGUUUUAAUGAGUAAAAAGUCAAAGCCUCAGCUCUAGUUGAUAUCCAAGUUAUGAUUUAUUUUGCAACUACCUCAGGACAGAAAAGACUUAUGGGGAUUUUUUAAAUCAUUGAAUAAUUAGUUAAAUGAAAUUUUAGCUACACACUGCCUCCCAAAUAUUAGUUGUGCCUGGUUCAUGUAAUUUGAUUUUCAGAAAAGGAAGUGACACUUGAGAUUGUUGGAAUGAACGCAGCUUCUGUAGUGUGCAUAAUACAUUUUUAAUGUCUUCUUCCAUUACAGUGUGUGUUUUGCAGGACAGGUUCAUUUUUUUAGCCAAUUUUGUGAGCUCCAUUGUGCUUUUUUCUGGUGUUUUAUGCAAGCUGACUACUAAUGAAAACAAUAUGAAUGCAUUGUUGCUGCAUUAGUGUAAUGUGGUGUGGUUUUGCACUUAAAAGAGGUAUUCAGAUGAUCUAGUUGUAAAUGUUCAUGUGAAAAGCCUCUUCUGUACUAAUCAAACUGCUUUUAGUGAGUCUCACCAGUGGUUUUACAUCUGCAGAGCAUUGAGGACUGGGCUGACUUUUUGAGAGGAUUGAAAUUGCUUCAUAUUGUGAUCCUAAAUUUUAUAUUCACUAUAUUCCCUAAAGUAUACCUUAAUAAAUAUUUUAUGACCAGAAAAAUAGCUCAUCUUGUUUCACUUUUUUACAUUUGUCUGGCUUAUAUUUGUAGGUGUUUUUAAGAAUCAGUCAUUUCCAGAGUAUUUCAUUGUGUGUUUUUACUGAAACAUUUUGCACAAUUUUUUACUCUUGAUUUUUGGUAUUGAGAACUAGUAUGAAAUCUUAAGCACUAAGGGACAGAUUUCACCCUGGGGUUUGAUCUUUUGGGUUUUUUUUAACUAAAUGGGGAAAAAGUUUCAAAUUAAGAACCUAGUGACUAUUCUUUUAUCUAUAACAACCAAGUCUUAGGUUCAAUUUAAGCAUAAUCAGUGCUACUUAUUUCACAAACCUGAGAAUAUUCUAAAACAGUUCUAGUUUCUGAAACUAAAUUUUCAUAAAACUUUUAAUAUUAUCGAAUCAGUUUUCCUACCCUGAAUUCAGAGCCAUAAAUAGAGCCAAUAUUUAUUGAAUAUUUGUUUUGCAUUUGUUCAUGUAUAUUUAUUUAAUUCUACUGACAGUCCUAAUAGGCAGGAUUUCUUAUCCCCUUCUUAUGGAUGAAUAACAAAGGCACAGAAAGGUUAAGAAACUGGCCAAAGUUCAUAGGGCAAGGAAGUGCCAGAGCUGUGCUGUAAACAGGCUGAGUCCAGACCUGGCAAUCUACUUCUGGGCUAUGUAGACUCUCACAUUUGAAUAUAAGCCAGACUGGUUUCAGUGCUUUUCCUGCAUUCAGUUAAGCUCAAAAUCAGCUCUGGGAAACACAGCACCGUGAUUGGAGCUACUGUCACUUAGGGCUAGUUUUAAACAUUAGAAUCAUUUUUAUUUUGAAGAAUCAAAUUUAAAUUAGAUUGAAAAUGAAUCAUUAAAUUGCAUCAUCUAGUAUUUUAUUUCCUCUGGCAUUGGCCAUAUCGCUGCAUGAAGGGUGGGGAAUACCUUCCAGUUUCAGCUACUUGAAUUUGUUCUACCACUUUUUAGGGAAAUAAGGAAUUCCCACAUUUAUGCUGUAUGUUGUUUUAACUUUGCUAUAAAAUGAUAGAUUAUGAAAAAAAAGCUGAUUACAGCUUAACAUGUUCAGAAGUGUCAAGAAUGUCCCAAAGCUAAGCAAUUUUAUAUUACUCUUAAACUUUUUUCUAAAGACUUCCAAGUUUUUUUACAUAAGUAUUUCAGUUUGUAUCUAGAAGAUACAGACUUUCAGAAAGCAUAACCACAAUGUGUUGUCACAUGUGUAAAAAAAAUUUGUUAACUAAUUAUAUCAUCAAAUCUAGUAAAUAUUUGUUCAAAUUUCCAUUGUCUCAAAUGUCAUACAUGGAUAUUUAAGUUUGUUUGAAUCAGGAUCCAAAUAAGGACUUUACAUUGUUACUAAUUGCUGUCUUGUAAGUAUCUUUAAUCUGUGUAUAUCCCCUUAAUCUUUUUUUUUUUUUUCCUUUGCCUUUUACAAUUUGCAUUUUGAAAUGUUCUGGAGCCUUUCAAACAGAAU